Molecule: messenger RNA, 891 nt
Organism: Onthophagus taurus
Lineage: Eukaryota; Metazoa; Arthropoda; Insecta; Coleoptera; Scarabaeidae
Source: RefSeq, a predicted model, not a curated record
AUGGAGAAUCGUUUUAAACGAAAUUCUAGUUUAAAAAGUGAAUAUUUAUCUUUUAUGAAAGAGUAUCAUGAUUUGGGUCACAUGAUAAAACUACCACACGAUCAAUCAUUUUGUACUCCUCACUUCUUUUUACCUCAUCAUGGGGUGAUCAAAGAAACAAGCACAACAACAAAACUACGAGUGGUUUUCAAUGGAUCCCAAAAAACAUCAUUGGGAGAAUCUCUUAACGACAAUUUACAUAUAGGCCCACAGCUCCAGAACGAUCUUUCAGAUAUUUUGAUGCAUUGGAGACGAUAUCAAUUUGUAUUCACUGCGGACAUAGAGAAAAUGUACCAUCAAAUCAUUGUCCAUCCAAAUGAUCGUAAAUUUCAACAAAUUUUGUGGAGAGAUUGUGAAAAUCAACCAUUAUCAGUAUACCAGUUAGCUACAGUAACAUAUGGCUUAGCUUGUGCCCCUUACUUGGCGAUCAGGUGUCUCAAGGAAUUGUCAAUUGAUUGCAUCCAUGACUCACCUCUAGCAAGCAAUAUAAUUUCUAAUGAUAUGUACGUUGAUGAUAUUAUAUCAGGAGCUGAUGACUUAGAAACAAUAAAAGCUCAAAUUCUUCAGAUUGACAAUGUUCUGAAAUCAGCUGGUUUUGUAGCAAGAAAAUGGAUGUCCAACAAUAAUUUAGUGUUAAACCAAUUGUCAAAAGAUCAACUUGAUAAAGAUGCUGCUCUGGUGCUCGAUACUACUUCAUGUACGUUAGGAUUGCGUUGGGAUAAAUCCAACGAUUAUUUCCUGUUUAAUUCAGAAGUUUUUCACUCUUAUAAUGGAGUUAUUACAAAACGCACUGUACUGUCUCAAAUAUCAAAAAUUUUUGAUCCACUCGGCUGGAUUUCUCCUAUUGUGUGA